AUUGAAAACAAAAUUUCUUUUCAAUGAUUCUGCUUCCAUUAGGAACAAAAUAACGAAGCGACAAUGAAAUUGACGUAAAAGUUCAAGUUCUCAGAUUAUAUACAUAUAUUUAAAAUAUUUAUUUUGGUUGAACUAAUUUUUUGAUAAUAAUUUUUUUUCACUUAAUACUUUUAGAUGUUGUGAAAGUAGUGAUUAUAAAGAAUAAUUCGUUGCAAAUACGUCUCUUAAUUUAUUUCUGUAUAAAAAUGAAAAUAACUAAGAAUAGAACUAUUUAUUGAAUUUUUUGAGAGAAUUUGUGUGUAUUCAUCCAUUCGAAUAUAAUGGCUUCGAAGAAAAGAGUUGUGUACUUUUGGGAUCCAGAUGUUGGUAAUUUUCAUUAUGGUGUUGGGCAUCCAAUGAAACCUCAUCGAUUAUCAGUAACUCAUAGUUUAGUGCUUCAUUAUGAAUUAUAUAAGAAAAUGCAAGUCUAUCGUCCGUAUCGUGCAUGUGCUCAUGAUAUGAGUCGUUUCCAUUCUGAUGAGUACAUAGAUUUCUUACAACGAGUUACACCACAUAAUAUUCAAUCCUUUAAUAAAAGUUUAAGCCACUUCAAUGUAGGAGAUGAUUGCCCAGUAUUUGAUGGAUUGUUUGAUUUUUGUUCUAUGUAUACUGGUGCAUCAUUAGAAGGAGCUACCCGCUUAAAUAACCAAUGUUGUGAUAUUGCUAUUAAUUGGUCUGGUGGUCUGCAUCAUGCUAAAAAGUUUGAAGCAUCUGGCUUCUGUUAUGUGAAUGACAUUGUUAUUGCUAUACUGGAGCUUUUAAAAUUUCACCCACGUGUGUUGUAUAUAGAUAUUGACAUUCAUCAUGGUGAUGGAGUUCAAGAAGCAUUUUAUCUUACUGAUCGUGUCAUGACAGUUUCAUUCCACAAAUAUGGCAAUUACUUCUUUCCUGGCACAGGUGAUAUGUAUGAAAUCGGCGCAGAAAGUGGAAGAUAUUAUUCCGUGAAUGUUCCUUUGAAAGAGGGUAUUGAUGACAAUAGUUAUUUCCAAACCUUCAAACCAGUUAUUCAAUCAGUGAUGGAAUUUUAUCAACCAACCUGUAUUGUUUUACAAUGUGGUGCUGAUUCUUUAGCUGGUGAUAGACUAGGAUGUUUCGCCUUGAGUACAAAAGGACAUGGUGAAUGUGUAAAAUUUGUGAAAGAACUCAAUGUUCCAUUGCUUGUUCUGGGAGGAGGAGGUUAUACUGUAAGAAAUGUUUCUAGAUGUUGGACCUAUGAAACAUCACUUUUAGUAGAUGAAAAUAUUAGUAGUGAAAUUCCUUAUAAUGAAUAUUUUGAAUACUUUGCUCCUGAUUUCACUCUUCACCCAAAUAUCAAUACCAAACAGGAUAAUGCCAAUUCCAAACAGUAUUUAGAGACUAUUGUAAAGCACGUGACAGAGAAUCUCAAAUGCCUCGUUCAUGCUCCAAGUGUACAAAUGCAAGAUGUCCCAGAAGAUCUGCUUCGUGCUAAAAUGGAAGAAGAGAAUGAAACAGAUCCUGAUGUCAAAAUGUCACAACAAGAAAUCGAUGCAAAAGUGGAGCCUCCAAAUGAAUUUUUUGAUGGUGAAAAAGAUCAGGAUAAAGAAAUAAAACAAGAAGAAGUGUAACAUUCAAGUAAACACGUCUAUAUUUUUCAUCUUCAUCAUUGAAAUCAUUAAUAUUGGGUAUAAAUAAGAUCAGUAAUAUUGAGGAGGCAAUUUUAUAAGUAAAUUUUACCAGAAAAUGAAUCGUCAUGUGCUUUUUCAUUGAAGACUAUUUGAAAUAGUGCAUUAUUCUGUUGUGUAUUGUGCUCGGUAGAUGGCAUAUAUUUUCCUUAUUUGCAUCAAUGUAGCUUUGUAAAAUUAUAGUAUUGUAAUAAAAAGAAAGUUAGCAAUAAUUUAAUUCAAAUAUGAGAGAAAAAUUAUCUAUUAAAUAUUAAAAAAAUAUUUAGAUAUCUUGAAAAAUUCAAGAUUUGAUAAUUAUUUUAUUUGUUUUGUUCAAAGUAUAAAUGUUCUUAUAUUUUUAUUGUUAUCUGUAUCUGAAGUUUUAUUUAUUGCACUAAAUUUGAAGAUUGCUCUUGUUUUUGCAACUAUUUAUCAAAUCCGAUCUUAAAGUGUUCGACAAAUAAAAUGCUGAAUUUGUAUUUUAUUUUUUAACGAUAUAUAAAUCUUUUAUUUAAUCAAGAUAAAUACUUUUUCAAAAUACUUACUUAAAUAUACUAUAAAUACUUUUAGUAUGUAUGUAAACCAUUUUCAAAUACAUGUCAAAUUAUAUUCAUUACUAAACUGUUUAUUUUAUAUUAGCAUUUUUAGAAAAUAUACCUUUUUUAUGAAUUGAUUUUUUUUUUCUGAAUAGCAGAUAUUUUUAAAUCUAAUACCUCUAUAUAGUAAUAAUUUUUUUUAAUUAAAUUUUCUAUAUUAAAGGAAAUUGAGGUUAUUUUAUUGCCCUACAUUGAACAAAUCAUGUUUAUUUCUUUCAAUUAAAAAAUCUGGAAAGAAUGAAUUGUUAUUUGCACAUUAUUUAUGUGUACAUUUAAUAUAGGAAUAUCACUUGUGGUUUUAGAUGGAAAGGUGUAAUCUGUAUAUGUGGUUUGUUCCAAUUUUAUUGCUGUAAAUAAAUUCUCAUGGACAAUAAAAAUUUUUAUACUUUUUUA
Argiope bruennichi is the source of this 2650-nucleotide messenger RNA. It is a transcript of the gene HDAC3, whose product is annotated as histone deacetylase 3-like. Bases 321 to 1625 code for a protein of 434 amino acids. The record is from RefSeq and is a predicted model, not a curated record. Lineage: Eukaryota; Metazoa; Arthropoda; Arachnida; Araneae; Araneidae. Gene Ontology annotation, molecular function: histone deacetylase activity. The transcript is spliced from 14 exons.